Molecule: messenger RNA, 1665 nt
Organism: Salvelinus namaycush (lake trout)
Lineage: Eukaryota; Metazoa; Chordata; Actinopteri; Salmoniformes; Salmonidae
Gene: mitd1
Product: MIT, microtubule interacting and transport, domain containing 1
Exons: 7
Coding region: 401-1135 (244 amino acids)
Biological process (GO): midbody abscission
Cellular component (GO): midbody
Source: RefSeq, a predicted model, not a curated record
UAUUCAUGCGUACCUGUAUAUGGACAAGGAAACAAACCAACAUCAGGAAGUUAGUGCCAUGAGAGGAUGAUUUUGAUCAGAUUUACGUUUGAAUUAAUGGAAUGAAAUCUCGUCAUCCGAUUUAGAUAUCAUCUAAGCAUGAGGAGUUUAAACAAGGCUAUACGAGUUUAAGAAGUGUCUACUGAUGCAUUGUAUUGCCUCUGAAGAUGUGCCAAAGAAGACUUGAUACCUCAAGCGGACUCAGACGAAUUUAAUAUUCCUGUCGCUGAGCUGUGGACGGACGAAGCAUGUGCAUACUCCUUUGCCGUCUAUGGCAUACUCUAACCAGGUGAAUUACAAAUAUCCACAAUUUGACACAUUGAACUCAAAAUCUCAGUCCAUUUUUACCAGAUAGUGAACCAUGACGCAAGUCCCUGGUAUGGAGACCUCUGCCAUCUCCGUCCUGAAACGAGCCGUGGAGCUGGACCAGAGCUCGCGCUUCCAGGAGUCGCUAGUGUGCUACCAGGAGGGGAUCCAGCUACUGAUGGACGUGCUGAAAGCUGUGAAAGAUGACUCGAAGAAAGUCCACUACAGACAGAAGAUAAAGAGCUACAUGGAUCGAGCAGAACAGAUCAAAGUCCAUGUCAACCAACUAAAAGAAGAGGGGAAGUACCAUGAGCAGAUCAGGAUAGCAGACGAUGCUACAGGCUAUAGUUACGAGGUUCUGUUCAGGCCUUACGUAACCGAGGGGCUGACUGAGGUCUGGGUGGAGGACCCUUACAUCCGACAUAUUCACCAGCUGUAUAACUUCCUGAGGUUCUGUGAGAUGCUGCUGAAGGCCAGCUGUAAGGUGAAGAGGAUUCACCUCCUGACCUCUCAGGAAGAGGGGGACAAUUCCUCUCAGCAGGCCAGUGCUCUGUCAGAGCUCAAACAGAGUCUACAGAGCCAGGAUGUGUGUCUGGACCUCCAGUACUCCACUUUUCACGACAGGGAGAUCAGGUUUGACAACGGCUGGAUCAUCAAGAUAGGAAGAGGACUGGAUUACUUCAAGAAACCAAAGGGUCGUUUCUCCAUCGGCUACUGUGACUAUGACCUGAGGCAGUGCCAGGAGACCACAGUGGAUAUCUUUCACAGCAAACACACUAAGACAUUAUAACACCUUUGGAACUGGAGUCUAUGGCUACACUCCAAUAUGCACAGUAGCAUACCACUUAGAACGCAUGUCCAAUACAUUGCUCUAUUGUAAGUUAAAUGCAAGUGUGGAUAGGCCUAUUGGAACAGAGGGGGUCUCUUUCUAAAUGUCUCCCCCUCUGUCCAGUGUGUGUACCUGUAAAAGACAUACCAAGUGCCUUUUUUAAGUCUACAUGAUCAAUCAUGUAGUUUGGUCUGACUGGGUUGUUUUUUGGGGGCUCCUAAUGCUUAUUAUGUGUAUCUGUGGACAUUGGACCUGAAUGGUGGAUCCAAACGAUAGUUUGGUCAUUUCUGAAUCUUUUCUUAACCCGUUUUUUUUUUUUUUUAACAUAUGCAUAUUCAUUAAAAGUGUACAUAACAUUUAGAGUUCUCAGAAUUUCUGGAAACUGAUUGUUUUCAUUUCAUUUUGUGAAAGUAGAGUACCAGCCAAAAGUUUGGACGCAGUGUGAAGGAAAGCAGCCAACAGGUGCUCAGCAUGUGUGGGAACUCCUUCAA